Otolemur garnettii (small-eared galago) is the source of this 1243-nucleotide messenger RNA. It is a transcript of the gene CHMP4C, whose product is annotated as charged multivesicular body protein 4C. The transcript has 5 exons. Gene Ontology annotation, cellular component: ESCRT III complex; cytoplasmic side of plasma membrane; multivesicular body. The record is from RefSeq and is a predicted model, not a curated record. The coding region runs from base 184 to 885 and encodes 233 amino acids. NCBI's taxonomy places the organism in Eukaryota, Metazoa, Chordata, Mammalia, Primates, Galagidae. Gene Ontology annotation, biological process: vesicle budding from membrane; late endosome to vacuole transport via multivesicular body sorting pathway.
GAGCGGGCGGCCAGGAAAUGCCCAGGAGUGUGUGUCACCUGCCCCCGGACGACUUGCUUCCCAGGAGCACCGCCUUCUCGGCCUGGGCCCCCGGGAGGACUGUCCGGCUCACCUGUCUCCCAGGCGCGGCCCCGGGAGCUCCUGACACGGCCCGGGGAGCGCUCGCCCUCCAACUCCACGGCCAUGAGCAAGUUGGGCAAGUUCUUUAAAGGGGGAGGCUCCUCUAAGAGCCGAGCGGCUCCCAACCCCCAGGAGGCCCUGGCCCGCCUGCGGGAGACUGAGGAGAUGUUGGGCAAGAAACAAGAGUACCUGGAAAGCCGAAUCCAGAGGGAAGUCGCCCUGGCCAAGAAGCACGGCACGCAGAACAAGCGAGCUGCCUUACAGGCACUGAAGAGAAAGAAAAGGUUUGAGAAGCAACUCACUCAGAUUGAUGGCACACUUUCCACCAUUGAGUUCCAGAGAGAAGCCCUAGAAAACUCACACACCAACACCGAGGUGCUAAAGAACAUGGGCUUUGCAGCAAAGGCGAUGAGAGCAGCUCAUGAAAACAUGGAUCUGAACAAAAUAGAUGACCUGAUGCAAGAGAUCACAGAGCAACAGGAUAUCGCCCAAGAAAUCUCAGAAGCAUUUUCUCAACGGGUUGGACUUGGUGAUGACUUUGAUGAGGAUGAGUUGAUGGCAGAACUUGAAGAAUUGGAACAGGAGGAAUUAAAUAAGAAGAUGACAAAUAUUCGGCUUCCAAAUGUGCCUUCUUCAUCUCUCCCAGCACAGCCGGAGAGGAGGCCAAGCAGGCCCUCUCCUGCACACCGAUCCCGAGCAGCAUCUUCCAGGAGGGCAGAAGAAGAGGAUGAUGAUUUCAAACAAUUGGCAGCUUGGGCUACUUAAACUAAAAUGGAGUUUUUUGGCACCUAAAUUAAUGAGUUAUACAUAAGACAUAAAAAAUGUUUUUUUGCCAAGUUCAGGAGUUAAUGAAGACUCUGUUUUAUAUUUAUAUUUGAUGAAUAAUUGUUUCUUAAGCCUCAUAAGUAAAAGUUAAAAAAGGAGUUGUGGGUAGACAUAGAAUGUUGGAAAGGGCUUUUUUGCAGUGUCUCAGAGAAUCCCUCCUUACUGCUGGGGCCGCGACAUGUCGGUGUACCUUGUUCACUGCUAUAUUUCUAGUCUUGGUACAUAGUUGAUGAUCUCUAUAUACAUGUUGAAAGAAAACGGAAUUCUAGUGGCAUAUAAGACAUAGAACAGUUUUUUU